ACAGUCCUUGGGAGAAAAAACAAACGGACAACACUCCCUACAAAUUUAAAUAACACCCAACCGCACGUCGGGCUAACCAGAGCUACAGCGGUCGAUUGGUUAAACCUACUGCAUCGGAAUCCAUCAAAUACCUGGAACUGUUCCGCAAGACCUAGAAGCCAGCGUGAAGAAAUCAAUUGGUUUACAUUAGCUUGUGAAGAGAUAUUGGAUAGUGGAUUGUAAGUCGCGCUGAGGUGAAAUGCUGCGUUGCAGUAGGGCUUUUCUUUUAGGUGCUGAGAAAAAUACAUUUCGUUCUACUGCCAGUUCAGCUACGCCUACUGCUCAAACCACUAAGACUACAUAUGGACCAUUAUCAGAUGAUGAUAGAGUAUUCACUAAUAUAUAUGGUCGACAUGAUUGGCGUCUUAAAGGUGCAAUGAAACGUGGUCAUUGGUAUAAGACAAAAGAAAUUGUAUUGAAAGGUAGUGAUUGGAUUAUUGAAGAAAUUAAAAAGUCUGGUUUACGUGGUCGAGGUGGUGCUGGUUUUCCUUCUGGUAUGAAAUGGAGUUUCAUGAAUAAACCUAGUGAUGGCAGACCCAAAUAUUUGGUAAUUAACGCAGAUGAAGGUGAACCAGGAACGUGUAAAGAUAGAGAAAUUAUGCGUCAUGAACCGCAUACACUUAUUGAAGGUUGUUUGAUAGCUGGACGAGCUAUGGGCGCUAAUGCAGCUUAUAUUUACAUUCGUGGUGAAUUCUACAAUGAAGCUUCAAAUAUGCAAUUAGCUAUCAAAGAGGCUUAUGAAGCUGGUCUACUAGGCAAAAAUGCAUGUGGUACUGGAUAUGAUUUCGAUGUUUAUAUGCAUCGAGGAGCUGGAGCUUAUAUUUGUGGUGAAGAAACUGCUCUAAUUGAAUCUCUCGAAGGAAAACAGGGUAAACCGCGUUUAAAGCCUCCUUUUCCUGCGGAUAUUGGAUUAUUUGGUUGUCCAACAACUGUUACAAAUGUUGAAACAGUUGCUGUUGCACCUACAAUUUGUCGUCGAGGCGGUGAUUGGUUCGCUGGUUUCGGUAGAGAAAGGAAUCGUGGGACUAAACUAUUCAAUAUUUCAGGGCAUGUUAACAAUCCAUGUACUGUUGAAGAAGAAAUGUCUAUUCCAUUGCGUGAUUUAAUUGAACGACAUGCUGGUGGUGUUAUUGGUGGUUGGGAUAAUUUACUAGCAGUUAUUCCAGGGGGUAGUUCAACUCCAUUACUACCUAAAGAUAUUUGUAGUACUGUUCUAAUGGAUUUUGAUGCUUUGGUCCAAGUGAAUUCUGCUUUGGGUACAGCGGCAGUGAUUGUAAUGAAUCGAUCAGCUGAUGUUGUACAUUGUAUUUCACGUCUUAUCAAAUUUUAUGAACAUGAAAGUUGUGGUCAAUGUACUCCAUGCCGUGAAGGAUGUCGUUGGAUGGGUCAAAUAAUGACCAGAUUUGUUCAUGGUAAAGCUAAUAAAAAUGAAAUUGAUAUGAUCUGGGAAAUUUCUAAACAAAUGGAAGGACGUACAAUUUGUGCUUUAGCUGAUGGAGCUGCAUGGCCUGUACAGGGUCUUAUUCGACAUUUUCGUCCAGAGUUGGAGGCAAGAUUCGCUAAACACGGUAUAGAACUUUAUGAACCGCCAAAAGCUGAAUCAAGUGUUCCUUGUUAAACAUUAUUUUCUAGGUAUAUUUAUAUGCAUACAAGUAUGUAGUGUAGUGUGGCGGAUUGGAUUAGAUUGGGAUGUCAGCAAACUUUCCUCUUCUUUUCAACCCUACAUAUGUAUGUUUGUGUGUAUAUUGUGUAAGAUAGGCUGGGGGGGGGGGGGGGAGGAUUUUUUUCUUUUCACUGAAUGACUUUACUGAUCAAUUAGCUAGCCAACUCCCUACAUUGGGUUAUUUACAAAUAUAUAAAUAAAAAUGUAUGUUCAGAGAAAUGAAUAGGCUUUCAUUUCACUGUUGAUAGACUUUUGUUUUUAAGUGAGAGAUUUCAAUGUCACGAGUCAGUCAAUUGGUUGAUAUCAGUGUGUGGUACCUGACAUUCCUGGAUAACUGUUCAAAUGUUCGCAAUCAUCAAGAUGAAAAGUAAUGAGACAAAAAAUGAUUACAGCAAUGGAAAUAAUAUCAUCAAAAGUCGUCGUAGGCUAUAGAAUAAAAUGAAAUGUAGCAGUUAGAAUGAGGGUAUAAUCUUUAGAUGUAUUUGCUCUACUGUCAUGUAUUCUGGCCCAUUCCACAACUAAUAUCACAAGAACUAUACCCCUCACAUAAUGAAUGGCUAUUGUGACUCAGUGGCCUAGGGGAUAACCCAUUGGCGUUUAAAACAAUUGAUUCUGAGUUUGAUUGUUACUGAAAACGAUAUCGCUCACUGGAAGGUGGAGGGGGGCAUCCGGCUGAUGAGUCCCCAGUAGGGG
Molecule: messenger RNA, 2395 nt
Organism: Heterobilharzia americana
Lineage: Eukaryota; Metazoa; Platyhelminthes; Trematoda; Strigeidida; Schistosomatidae
Source: the annotation of a GenBank genome assembly